This is a messenger RNA of Perkinsus marinus ATCC 50983, 728 nucleotides long. RefSeq lists its product as hypothetical. The record is from RefSeq and is a predicted model, not a curated record. The annotation marks the transcript as partial. Lineage: Eukaryota; Perkinsozoa; Perkinsida; Perkinsidae. The transcript is spliced from 5 exons.
AACGUCAUCAGCCGCGUAUUAUUACUACGGUAGAUGAAGUGAUGGAUAUGGAGUGGUUCAUUAGUCUUACUGACUACUGCAAUCCUCCUGGCCCACUGGCUCUCGAUCAUGCCGAGAUGAAUGCUGCCGUUACCGCGGACAGCCUUGUGGUCCCCCACGUCGUCCAUGAAUGCCUCUUUGAUCGUGUGCGACACUUCAUAAGUAACGUGUGGAACAUCAGCAGCAUGAAGCAUGGGAAGAUAGUGAAGGACUUACUAGGACUGUGCGUGGACUUCGACGAGACCUCGGCCAGCGGUAGCUCGCCGUAUAAGGAUGUGAUCCUCACUGCAUGUGAGGAGAGGAUCAAACGAGCACUCGAGGGGCUCAUUGUCUCACACGACCAGUGGAUGGCAAGUACUCCUUCAGUGAGACUGCGCAUCACCCGAAGGAUGGCCAAGAUAUUCUCAUGCGUAUCCUUCGUCGGGACCCCCUUCCUCCCGCUGGCUACAGUUCACAUCGAUCAACUGCUCAUUCACGGGGUUCUUGAUCGACUAGGCGCCCUUAAUGAUGCUGACGAUGCGAAGGAGAUACUGGAGAGAGUUCUGCGGGCUAUACCAGAGCAUUGGCUGUUCCAGAUGACCCCCGAAGCUCGAGAUUCUCUCAGAGGGUCGUUGCAAGCUGCCUGCAAGAAGUUCGAGGUCGAUAUCAGUACACACUGCGGUGUUGAAUGUAUCACUAGAUCAGCGUGA